Messenger RNA from Prosopis cineraria, 1957 nucleotides. Its product is annotated as probable L-gulonolactone oxidase 6. NCBI's taxonomy places the organism in Eukaryota, Viridiplantae, Streptophyta, Magnoliopsida, Fabales, Fabaceae. Gene Ontology annotation, cellular component: membrane. The transcript has 4 exons. The record is from RefSeq and is a predicted model, not a curated record. Gene Ontology annotation, molecular function: D-arabinono-1,4-lactone oxidase activity; FAD binding. The coding region runs from base 2 to 1783 and encodes 593 amino acids.
CAUGCUUCACCAACAAUCAAAGUUCACAAACAAAAGCCAAUUUUCAACCAUGAAAAUGCUUAAAUCCGUUCUCAUCGUCUUCUUCUUGGUUUUCUUGAAUGGGGCAUUUUCUUCUCCUCCACCUGAUCCCAUCAAGUGCAAAUCCGGCAACACAGAUUGCACCAUCACAAACGCCUACGGCACCUUCCCUGACCGGAGCACCUGCCGAGCAUCCCGAGUGCUGUACCCAACCACCGAGCAAGAGCUUAUUUCCAUGGUGGCUUCAGCAUCAAAAUCCAACACCAAAGUGAAAGCAGCCACCAGACAUUCCCACAGCAUCCCCAAGCUUGCUUGCCCUGGAGGCCAAAAUGGGAUCAUCAUAAGCACCAAAAAGCUCAACCACGUCGUGAAGGUCGAUGUGGAGAGCAGAAGGAUGACGGUAGAGAGCGGCAUUCUUGUGAGAGACCUGAUAAAUGAGGCGGCGAGGAAUGGGUUGGCUCUGCCGCAUACGCCGUACUGGUGGGGAUUAACGGUGGCGGGACUGUUGGCGACGGGGGCUCAUGGGAGCUCGCUGUGGGGAAAGGGAGGCGCGGUUCAUGAGUAUGUGGUGUCGAUGAGGAUUGUGACGCCUGCGACGGCUGAAGAAGGGUAUGCCAAGGUGAGGAGCCUAUCCGAGUCUGACGAAGAACUCAAUGCCGCCAAGGUUUCCAUUGGGGUUCUCGGGGUUGUUUCUCAGGUAACCUUACAAUUAGAACCAUUGUUUAAAAGAUCCAUUACGUACGUGAUGAAGAAGGAUUCAAAUUUGGGAGAGGAAGUGCUUAGAUUUGGGAAAGAGCACGAGUUUGGUGACGUGUCGUGGUAUCCUACGCAAAAGAUGGCAGUGUACAGAAUUGAUGAUCGAGUGCCCGUUGAUAAAUACGGAAAUGGUCUCUACGAUUCCAUCGAAUUUCGUCCCACUCCCUCUGCUCAAUUAGCUAAAAGCAGAGUCACAGAGGAACUUCAAGAAGCAACAAGGGAUGCUAAAGGAAAAUGCGUGGAUGCAGAGUCAGUGACUAUGACGGAUUUUACAUCUGCUUAUGGUUUGACUAACAACGGUACAAUCUUUACUGGGUACCCCGUGAUUGGACAGAACAAUCGCAUGCAGUCGAGUGGGACAUGCCUAGAUAGUAAAGAAGACGCAUUGCUCACCAUAUGCCCCUUUGAUUCCAGACUCAAACUUCGGUUCUUUCAUGAAACAGCCUUCACCAUUUCCUUGUCCAAUGUUCCAAGCUUCAUUAAAGAUGUGGAGAAGCUACUUGAAUUAGAGCCACAGGCACUCUGUGGAUUAGAGCUCUACGGUGGCUUCCUCAUGCGCUAUAUCAAAGCUUCAAGUGCUUACCUGGGAAGAACAGAGGAUUCUCUGGAUUUUGAUUUCCUCUACUAUAAAAGCAAGGACCCGUUAAAUCCUAGGCUUUUCGAGAACAUUUUUGAGGAGAUUGAGCAGAUAGGGCUGUUCAAAUAUGGAGCGUUACCCCACUGGGGAAAGAAUAGGAAUGUAGCAUUCAAGGGAGUGAUCAAGAAGUAUCCAAAUGCUGACAAGUUUUUAAGUGUGAAAAGAAAGUAUGACCCACAAGGGAUUUUCUCUAACGAGUGGACAGAUCAGAUUCUAGGGUCAAAAGAAGGCGUAAUGAUAUUGAAAGAUGGGUGUGCUCUUGAAGGUUUGUGCAUUUGCUCAGAAGAUCGUCAUUGUGCUCCAGCCAAGAAAUAUUAUUGCAAGCCUGGCAAGGUUUAUAAGGAAGCUAGAGUCUGCACUUUCGAAGUCUGAGACUGAUGUAAAGGAAAAGCUUUGAUGGAAGGAUGCUUCAAAUCAAAGGGCUUUUCAUUGUGUGAUAUUUCAUAUUUGAGAUAUUUCUGAUCAUCUUUUGUUGUGGAAUAAUGCAAUGUGGUUUCUAAUAUUGCGUGUUAAUUCAAUAAGAGAACUAUACAUGAUUCUCUGUAA